Dioscorea cayenensis subsp. rotundata (Guinea yam) is the source of this 1417-nucleotide messenger RNA. RefSeq names its product probable mannose-1-phosphate guanylyltransferase 1. The record is from RefSeq and is a predicted model, not a curated record. Gene Ontology annotation, cellular component: cytoplasm. The transcript has 5 exons. NCBI's taxonomy places the organism in Eukaryota, Viridiplantae, Streptophyta, Magnoliopsida, Dioscoreales, Dioscoreaceae. Bases 170 to 1255 code for a protein of 361 amino acids. Gene Ontology annotation, biological process: GDP-mannose biosynthetic process; cell wall mannoprotein biosynthetic process. Gene Ontology annotation, molecular function: mannose-1-phosphate guanylyltransferase (GTP) activity; GTP binding.
GCUGGCUUCUCUUCGCGGAACGAUUCCAGAGAGAAAGACGAGGGUUUUGAAUCCUUGGUCUCCUCCUCGUCAUCCUUGAUCUCUCCGAUCUGGCGACCAGGAGAGCUCGGGACUCCGGUGGCCGGCGGCGUUCAACCUCUUCUCUGGGGAAGGAGUUUCUUGAGCCAUCAUGAAGGCAGAGAUACUUGUUGGAGGGUUUGGGACUCGCUUGCGUCCAUUGACACUCAGUGUGCCGAAGCCACUGGUUGAGUUUGGUAACAAGCCUAUGAUCCAGCAUCAGAUCGAAGCAUUGAAAGAAGUUGGAGUGACAGAAGUUAUCCUCGGCAUCAACUAUCAGCCUGAGGUAAUGCUCAACUUUCUGAACGAGUUUCAGGAUAAGAUCGGUAUUAAAAUCACUUGCUGUCAAGAGACUGAGCCAUUGGGAACAGCUGGCCCCCUGGCUCUAGCCAGAGAUAAGUUACUCGAUGGUUCGGGAGAGCCCUUUUUUGUCCUCAACAGUGAUGUCAUCAGCGAAUACCCUUUCAAGAAACUCAUCCAGUUCCAUAGAUCCCAUGGCGGUGAAGCUACAAUUAUGGUAACAAAGGUCAAUGAGCCAUCCAAAUAUGGUGUUGUGGUUAUGGACGAAGAAACUGGGAAGGUAGAAAGGUUUGUUGAGAAACCACAGACUUUUGUUGGCAACAAGAUCAAUGCAGGCAUCUAUCUGUUGAAUCCAUCAGUUUUGGACCGCAUUGAACCAAAGCCUACAUCAAUUGAGAAAGAGACCUUCCCUCAAAUUGCAGCUGAAGGAAAGCUAUUUGCAAUGGUCCUUCCCGGAUUCUGGAUGGACAUAGGUCAGCCAAAGGACUACAUUGCAGGCCUCAAGCUCUACCUGAAUUCUCUAAGAAAGAAAUCAUCUUUGAAACUAGCAAAGGGUUCUCAUAUUAUCGGUAAUGUGAUAAUAGAUGAAACUGCAGUGAUAGGAGCCGGAUGCCUAAUUGGACCAGAUGUUGCUAUCGGUCCCGGCUGUGUGAUAGAAUCAGGGGUAAGGAUCUCAAAGUGCACUGUGAUGCAAGGUGUUCGUAUCAAGAAGCACGCAUGCAUUUCCAGCAGCAUCAUCGGGUGGCAUUCGACAGUGGGGCAGUGGGCGCGCAUUGAGAACAUGACCAUCCUUGGCGAAGAUGUUCAUGUAUGCGAUGAGAUAUACAGCAAUGGAGGUGUUGUUCUUCCUCACAAGGAGAUCAAAUCUAGCAUCCUUAAACCUGAGAUAGUCAUGUGAUCAUGGUUAAAAAUUGGAGACUAUUUUAAAUUAGUGUUGUGUUUGUGAGUUUAUCUUGAGUUACAAGUUUGUUCCUAGAUAUGUAGGCUUGUUGUUUGUUUUAAAAGUUUAAAAGACCUUGUGUGUUCAUAAAUCUUGGUGAAUAAUAAAUAAUUUAUAUUA